Messenger RNA from Panicum virgatum (switchgrass), 4184 nucleotides. Its product is annotated as beta-1,3-galactosyltransferase 6-like. The transcript has a single exon. Gene Ontology annotation, molecular function: hexosyltransferase activity. Lineage: Eukaryota; Viridiplantae; Streptophyta; Magnoliopsida; Poales; Poaceae. The coding region runs from base 2971 to 3957 and encodes 328 amino acids. Gene Ontology annotation, cellular component: Golgi membrane. The record is from RefSeq and is a predicted model, not a curated record.
CUCUGCGCGCGCCGCGCCGGCUUCGCCGCCGCCGGAGCCCGACUUCAGCCUGCUGAUCAGCGUCCUCACCAUGCCGAACCGGCGUGAGCGCCGGGACAUCGUGCGGAUGGCCUACGCGCUGCAGCCGCCGGCGGCGCGCGCGCGCGUGGACGUCCGCUUCGUGUUCUGCAGCGUGACCGACCCCGUGGACGCGGCGCUGGUGGCGGUGGAGGCCCGGCGGCACGGCGACGUCGUGGUGCUGGACUGCGCCGAGAACAUGAACGACGGCAAGACGUACGCGUACCUCUCCUCGGCGCCGCGGCUCUUCGCGGCGGCGCCCUACGACUACGUGAUGAAGACCGACGACGACACGUACCUGCGGGUGGCGGCGCUCGCCGACGAGCUCCGGGGCAAGCCCCGCGAGGACGUGUACCUGGGCUACGGCUACGCCAUGGGCGGGCAGCCGAUGCCGUUCAUGCACGGCAUGGGGUACGUGGUGUCGUGGGACGUCGCGAGCUGGGUGGCCGGCGCCGACGAGAUCCUGGCGCGCAACGACACGCUGGGCCCCGAGGACCUCAUGGUCGGCAAGUGGCUCAACCUCGCCGGCAGGGGGAGGAACCGCUACGACCUCAAGCCCCGGAUGUACGACCUCAACUGGGACAUGGACAACUUCCGGCCGGACACCGUCGCCGUGCACAUGCUCAAGGACAACCGCCGGUGGGCGGCGGCGUCCAGGUACUUCAACGUCACCGCCGGGAUCGAGCGGCCCUCCGACCUGCACCACCUCCCGUGAUCCAUCGACCUGCAGCAACAACCUCGAUUCUUUCCUUUUCGUGUUAAUUAAUAAUAAUUCAUUCGCACACCCAAUUGUUAAUUGUUUGGUGAGUGUUCGUGCACACAAGUUGUGCGGGGCACGGAUGGACCAUGGGGGGAGUAGUGGGGGAGCAUGACUGCAUGAGCAUCUGCGUCGAGACGUGUCGUGUCAUGUGGGCCGACGACGGCGAGUUCGUUGACGCGCUCAGGACAGGAGAACGCCGUGCACGUCGGAACCGUCUCGUGCGUCGCUCUCAAUUCGGAAGCUUCUUUAUUUCUGCGCCGUGCUCCAUCGAUUGGCCCCGUGACGUGACAUCCUUCGUUGCCGCUGAUUCUUCGACACGCCAUGGAGCUUCGAAGAGAGCGUCGCAAGUCUUGUCUCUGUUGUCCUGAGAACGACAAGUGGUGUUAGGUAUGCUCCGUGGAAUGUACGAUCCUUUUGUAUUCUACAAUAUAAUGCAUACUGCUUGACGCAGGCCUUGUAACGUUUUAUCACUGCAGUAUAAUUGUGGUAUACAAAACUCCUACAAGUAUACUAGUAUACAGCAUCACUAUCAGUCCCUUGGGGAGAAUACGCAUGACAGUGUAACGACCCGACCCGGGUAACGGCUAAGAUCUACUCUGCACGUUGAGUAAAUCACACCUACUAAAUAACUCUCUUGCGCUUUCGUCCUCGCUUCGCGCAAAAGGUUGCAACCGGAGUUAUUCAACUACCCUGGGCCAGUAGCUGCUACACAGCAACUCCGAAUUUGGCCCGGCCCACUCUCCCGUGGGCUGUUACAAUCAUCCCCCCUUAGGUCCCCCCUUAGGACUCGACGUCCCCGUCGAGUACCAGACCAACCUAAAUACCACCAAGAUCUACUCUCUUGGCCACGUCCCAUACGUCUAGUGCUAACGGUCCCAUAUACCACGUCCGUGCAUCCAGUGCCAACGGUCCCUGUGCCACGUCCGUGCGUCCAGUGCCGGCGCACACGCGCCCGCCCACAUGCCGGUGGCAUCUGCGACCACGCGCCCGUGCUCAUGCCCGCGCACUUAUGCCCGUAUGUGGCGUGAAACCGCGAGAGUCGGCUCUGAUACCACUGUAACGACCCGACUCACACUUGCUAAAUAACUCUCUUGCGCUUUCGUCCUCGCUUCGCGCAAAAGUUGCAACCGGAGUUAUUCAACUACCCUGGGCCUGGUAUUUAAGCUGGUCUGGACUCAACUCAACUUCCAGUACGGGACUAAAUUCGCGCCGCUACAGUAGCUGCUAUACAGUAACUCCGAAUUUGGCCGUCCCACUCUCCCGUGGGCUGUUACAGACAGCAGAGUGGCUUGCGUGUGCCCGCCUUCCACACGCAUCCGUUGGGGCUGCAAGUGGAUGCUGUUCAGCCCUGUUAACUGUUCUCUUCUCAACUUCUCAGAGAACGCUCGCUAGUUCAAAACAAAACGUGGUGGCCCCACGAGCCAAUCAGCCUGAACCGCCAAUGGCCGGGCGUGCCGUACUAUAUUGCUAGGUUGGUGAGACCUCAGCUUCGAUCAUACUGUAUGAAUGUAUGAUGAAGCAGGCAUGCCAUGGACGCCACCAAACCAAGGUGCGAGCUCCAUGCCGCCCUCCAUCAGGUCGCCAGUAACCGACAGAGAAUCCUGCCGCCGGCGGCCUCCCUCCCUCUGCCUGCCAGCUGCUGCCAUCACGCAAACAGGCAAGCUGCAACCUUCUAGAUAGCGCCCUUCUCAUCCUUGCUCGGAGCGUGUAUGAUUGCUCUCGACCUGUGGCCGUUUUUCUAUUGAGUCCCGAGCUGUCAGUCCAAGGCCACGAGACGCAGAUCGAAUCGAUAUGUGAUUUUUAAUAGAGUUCGAAGCCGCCCCAGACUGCCACCUCAUGUUCCCCGGGCGUUGAAACAUCUCCUAUCACGCAUUCAAAAAGAAAACACAGAAAAAUACGGCAUCCAAUUAAUAACAAAAAAAUUCAGGAACACGACGCUGUCGCCGUCGCGUGGCGGAUGUGCCAAAUUCCCGUGUCCCCCGUCAUGCACGAACGUUUCAACCAACACCUCGCCACGACUAGUCGCCAAGUCGGCGGAGCACGGCGGUGCCGCUUUAUAAGCCGGCGCCCCGCGGUCGGGGACGGGGACACGUACUCUCGUCCCUCCUCCAUUUCUCACGGAGCAAACGCGCGCGCGAGCGCCGGCGCCAGCCAUGAAGAGCACCUCGUCGCACGCGCUCCACGGCGCGUCGCUCUGCACGCCGUACCUCCUCAUCGUGCCGCUCGGCCUGCUCGCCGUGCUGCUCGUGCUCCCGAGCCUCGGCUCCUCCAACGCCCGCUCCGACGGCCUCGGCGUGCUCUGCGGCGGCGCGGGCACCGACGACGGGUACUCCGUCUCGUCGGGGGCCGCCGAGAGCAAGGUGGGCGCCGUGGCGGCGCCGCCGCCGCGGCCGGCGGAGGCGGAUUUCAGCCUGCUCGUCGGCGUCCUGACCAUGCCGGGCCGGCGGGAGCGGCGGGACAUCGUGCGGAUGGCCUACGCGCUGCAGCCGGCGCCGCCGCCCGGCGUGGCGCGCGUGGACGUCCGCUUCGUGUUCUGCAACGUGACCGACCCGGUGGAGGCGGCGCUGGUGGCGGUGGAGGCCCGGCGGCACGGCGACAUCCUGGUGCUGGACUGCGCCGAGAACAUGAACGACGGCAAGACGCACGCGUACCUCUCCGCCGUGCCGCGCCUCUUCGCGUCGGCGCCCUACGACUACGUGAUGAAGACCGACGACGACACGUACCUGCGCGUGGCGGCGCUCGCCGAGGAGCUCCGUGGCAAGCCCCGCGACGACGUGUACCUCGGCCACGGCUUCGCCGUCGGCGACGACCCCAUGCCGUUCAUGCACGGGAUGGGGUACGUGGUGUCGUGGGACGUGGCGCGGUGGGUGUCCGGCAACCAGGAGAUCCUGCGCCACAACGACACGCACGGGCCCGAGGACCUGCUCGUCGGCAAGUGGCUCAACAUCGGCGGCAAGGGGAGGAACCGGUACAGCCUCAAGCCCCGGAUGUACGACCUCAACUGGUUCAUGGACAACUUCCGGCCGGACACCAUCGCCGUGCACAUGCUCAAGGACAACCGCCGCUGGGCGGCGGCGUUCAUGUACUUCAACGUCACCGCCGGGAUCGAGCGGCCCUCCGACCUGCACCAUCUGCCGUGACCGAGCAGCUAAGCAAGCUGUUUAAUUUUGUUCCAUUUUUGGUGUAUUUUCUGAGGUGACGUUGGUUGAUUGUACCAAAGGUGGCGCACGGAGUUCACAUUCAAUUCAUUUCGUGAGUAUUUGUUGUUAUUAUAUUGGUAAGUCUGAUUGGGCAUCGUCAACGCGCGCGGCCAAGCUGAGCAAUUAGCUCCAGGCUCUCCGAAGUGAAAAUGCCGUGUUGACACUGA